Messenger RNA from Nerophis ophidion (straightnose pipefish), 4098 nucleotides. RefSeq lists its product as uncharacterized. The transcript has 12 exons. Gene Ontology annotation, cellular component: external side of plasma membrane. Lineage: Eukaryota; Metazoa; Chordata; Actinopteri; Syngnathiformes; Syngnathidae. The record is from RefSeq and is a predicted model, not a curated record. Gene Ontology annotation, biological process: negative regulation of T cell proliferation; T cell costimulation; immune response. The coding region runs from base 130 to 2787 and encodes 885 amino acids.
GAGAGCACCUGUUUGGGGUGUGACACAAGCACCUAUCAUAAUUGUUUCACUACUUCAGAGAGAACUGACAGGCAGGCAGGCCGACCAGGUUGGUUAGCUUAGCAUGUUGGCUGUUUUGAAUGAGUGAAAAUGAGGAUUACUGGGGGUUGUUUGGCGCUUGUGACUUUUCUGUGGACCGUCGUCAGCAGAGGUGACAAAGAUGUUUGGUGUCGUCUCAAUGAGAGCUGCCUUUUACAGGCAAACUUUACUGUUGGACAAGAUGUGGUCAUACACUGGCAGAAGAAGUUGAAGGAGGACAUUUAUGCCCAUUCAUACUACUACAGUGCGGACCAACUGCAACUCCAGGACAAACAGUUUAAGAACAGGACUUCACUGUUCAAGGAGCACAUUAAAGAUGGGAAUUCUACUCUCUUGUUGAAGAAAGUGGUUGUAGCUGAUGAGGGAAGGUACAUGUGCUACGUAGGAACCAUCAGUGAAAAAAAGGAGUCAUUCAUCAACCUCCAUGUAGAAGCUGCGGUCACCACAAUCAACAUCCAGCAAGAUGGCAACAAUCUGACGUGCAGCUCAAGCGGAAUCUACCCCGAGCCUCAACUCACCUGGUCCACCGAGCCUUUGCUUCUUCACGCCCUCCAGAACGCCACGAAAGUGGACAACGGCACAGGGGAGACACUUUACAGCAUCAGCGGCUGGCUGGUCGUGGCGGGGGACAACACUUCUCAGGUGGACUACAUCUGCGACGUUAGAAGCCACAGCAGCAGGAGGCUCACCUGGAAGAACGGAUCGACUGUCAGAGUUUCUGGAUCAGAGACCGUCAUCAACUGUCCCUUCUUGACUGGUGACAGAAGCGUCGUCUGGAUGUUCAACAAUCGUACCAUCGUGAAGAUGAAAAACGGUGCUAAGGACAUCAGUGAGGAGUGGAAAGAGCAGGUGAAGGACAUGUCCACUUCAGGCAACCUCGGUCUGCACAGUCUGUCCAGCAACCAUGAGGGAACGUACACGUGCCAAGUGGACAACGCCACGGAAACACGCGUGAUCACCUUCUUCUUGAGUACGGCGGGCGGUGACAAAGAUGUUUGGUGUCGUCUCAAUGAGAGCUGCCUUUUACAGGCAAACUUUACUGUUGGACAAGAUGUGGUCAUACACUGGCAGAAGAAGUUGAAGGAAGACAUUUAUGCCCAUUCAUACUACAACAGUGUGGACCAACUGCUAUUCCAGGACAAACAGUUUAAGAACAGGACUUCACUGUUCAAGGAGCACAUUAAAGAUGGGAAUUCUACUCUCUUGUUGAAGAAAGUGGUUGUAGCUGAUGAGGGAAGGUACAUGUGCUACGUUGGAACCAUCAGUGAAAAAAAGGAGUCAUUCAUCAACCUCCAUGUAGAAGCUGCGGUCACCACAAUCAACAUCCAGCAAGAUGGCAACAAUCUGACGUGCAGCUCAAGCGGAAUCUACCCCGAGCCUCAACUCACCUGGUCCACCGAGCCUUUGCUUCCUCACGCCCUCCAGAACGCCACGAAAGUGGACAACGGCACAGGGGAGACACUUUACAGCAUCAGCGGCUGGCUGGUCGUGGCGGGGGACAACACUUCUCAGGUGGACUACAUCUGCGACGUUAGAAGCCACAGCAGCAGGAGGCUCACCUGGAAGAACGGAUGUGACAAAGAUGUUUGGUGUCGUCUCAAUGAGAGCUGCCUUUUACAGGCAAACUUUACUGUUGGACAAGUCGAGGUCAUACACUGGCAGAAGAAGUUGAAGGAGGACAUUUAUGCCCAUUCAUACUACAACAGUGCGGACCAACUGCUAUUCCAGGACAAACAGUUUAAGAACAGGACUUCCCUGUUCAAGGAGCACAUUAAAGAUGGGAAUUCUACUCUCUUGUUGAAGAAAGUGGUUGUAGCUGAUGAGGGAAGGUACAUGUGCUACGUAAGAACCAUCAGUGAAAAAAAGGAGUCAUUCAUCAACCUCCAUGUAGAAGCUGCGGUCACCACAAUCAACAUCCAGCAAGAUGGCAACAAUCUGACGUGCAGCUCAAGCGGAAUCUACCCCGAGCCUCAACUCACCUGGUCCACCGAGCCUUUGCUUCCUCACGCCCUCCAGAACGCCACAAAAGUGGACAACGGCACAGGGGAGACACUUUACAGCAUCAGCGGCUGGCUGGUCGUGGCGGGGGACAACACUUCUCAGGUGGACUACAUCUGCGACGUUAGAAGCCACAGCAGCAGGAGGCUCACCUGGAAGAACGGAUCGACUGUCAGAGUUUCUGGAUCAGAGACCGUCAUCAACUGUCCCUUCUUGACUGGUGACAGGAGCGUCGUCUGGAUGUUCAACAAUCGUACCAUCGUGAAGAUGAACAACGGUGCUAAGGAAAUCAGUGAGGAGUGGAAAGAGCAGGUGAAGGACGUGUCCACUUCAGGCAACCUCGGUCUGCACAGUCUGUCCAGCGACCAUGAGGGAACGUACACGUGCCAAGUGGACAACGCCACGGAAACACGCGUGAUCACCUUCUUCUUGAGUACGGCGGGCGUGAGUCCAAGCAGGUUGGGUGGGACGUCACACUGGUGGAUCCUGGCCGUGGUCUUGCUGGGUCUGGUGGCUGGGUUUGCUUACUGGAAGCAUAAAAGAAGUGCAUCCAAGAGGCCCAGGAGUAACCCUGAGGAGGUGACAGAGUUGAACUCAGUAAAAGAUGUUGGUGAGAGUCAAACGAGUGAGAAUGAAAGCUGUCUUGCUGGCAACAUCGACAGGCAGACCUCUCCUGAUCCCACCUUUUCAUCCACACAUUCUGUACAUUAAGUCACUCAUCAGAAUCACUUUUAUCGGCCAAGUAUGUUUAACACACAAGGAUUCUGACUCGGUGCUGUGUUGUCUUUGUUCAAUGCAAGAAACAAAGCAAACUUUUGACAACUACAAGAGACAUCAGUGAUGCUGGAUGUGUUCUGCUUGCUGCAGAAUGAAGCUUCUCUUCUCACAAAAAGAAAACGUUGUCAAAUAUUCACCAAAGUGCAAUUAACUUUCGGGGUGGCGGGGGAUGCUGGAGCAUAUCUCAGCUGCAUUUAAGCUGAAGGCGGUGUACACCCUGGACAGGUUGCCACCUCAUCGCAGGGCCAACACAGAUAGACAGACAACAACCAGACACUCGGACCAAUUCGGUGUUGCCAAUCAACCUAUCCCCAGGUGCAUGUCUUUGGAGGUGGAAGGAAGCCGGAGUACACGGAGGGAACCCACGCAGUCACGGGGAGAACAUGCAAACUCCACACAGAAAAAUCCUGAGCCCAGGAUCAAACACAGGACCUUCGUAUUGUGAGGCACACGCACUAACCCCUGUUCCACUGUGCUGCCCUCCAAAGUGCCGUAUUGUUAAUAAAUAAUAAAAGUUGCAAAGGAUCAUCUGUGUGAUAGAAUGAAGGAAAGAAUGUGAGGUAUGUGGGCUGGCAUUGGCCAAAGUUACCUUGUGUAAAAGAGUGAUAGCACGUGUUUGGGGUGUGACACAAGCACCUAUCAUAAAUGUUUCACUACUUCAGAGAGAACCAGCAGGCAGGCAGGCCGACCAGGUUGGUUAGCUUAGCCUGCUGGUUAUUUUGAAUGAGUGAAAAUGAGGAUUACUGGGGGUUGUUUGGUGCUUGUGACUUUUCUGUGGACCGUCGUCAGCAGAGGUAAGGAUGACCUCCUACUUUGGUUCCAACAACAUCAAAUACAUGUUUUAGCAGCAGAAAAGGAUGGAAUGAAAAGUUGAAUAGACUUUGUUGUGUCAGAGCCGCAAAAGUGUGAGGAGGCGAAGAACGCUUUGAACAAGUCAUAAUUUGCAAUAAAGGCUCAAAAUAAACAGAUUGUAAAGAUCAUGAUGACACACCAUGUUUGUCACAUUUAACCUGUCAGGUCACAUUUCUUUCUUUCUAAAUGUAUUUCCUUGUUACACUUUUAGCUGCACUGAUUUUUGUUUUUAUUAACACUCAAAAAUACAUCCAAUAUAAGCCAUGAUUAGCUUCAACUGUCUCGCGAGCCAAUAAAACCAAGCCAGCGGACUUUAGUCUUUACUCAUUAGCAGCCUUUUGUCCAGCUUGUGCAAACAAACACUUAAAAUAAAAGUUGAUUGUGAGUAGAAUA